Messenger RNA from Aspergillus mulundensis, 1419 nucleotides. RefSeq lists its product as uncharacterized. The coding region runs from base 1 to 1419 and encodes 472 amino acids. The transcript has 4 exons. Gene Ontology annotation, molecular function: carbohydrate:proton symporter activity. Gene Ontology annotation, biological process: carbohydrate transport; transmembrane transport. Lineage: Eukaryota; Fungi; Ascomycota; Eurotiomycetes; Eurotiales; Aspergillaceae. Gene Ontology annotation, cellular component: membrane. The record is from RefSeq and is a predicted model, not a curated record.
AUGGUCGAGACAACAGAGAAGGCACCUUAUGUGGAUGAGGUUGAGGUCGGUCGGAAAGCAGAGACAGACCUGGGUGUCCGCGAUUCCUUGCGAUACUACCGCCCAGCCGUAAUCUGGUCCGUCCUCAUCUCCCUCACUACCGUCAUGGAGUCCUAUGACAUGCAGAUUGUCCACUCAUUCUACGCCUUUCCGCAAUCCAAGGAGAAGUAUGGAGUGCAGCUCGACGAUGGAGAGUACAGCAUCCCAGCCAAGUGGCAGUUGGCUUUGAAUUGCGCCAGUCUUUUGGGGUUGAUGUCUGGCACUUUCCUCAACGGCUGGGCGUCGGAGAUGUUCGGCGCCAGGAGAGUGAUUAUGGUUUCUCUUGUUGCAUUGACCGGCUUCGUGACCAUUACCUUUCUGUCGCCGUCCGUUGAGGUCCUGUUUGUUGGUGAACUGCUUUGUUCAAUUCCCUGGGGCUUUUUCGCCGCUGCCACUCCUUCGUAUGCGUCCGAAAUUUGUCCCCUCGUGCUUCGAGGAUACCUCACAACGUUUGUAAAUUUGUGCUGGGUGAUGGGGCGACUUAUAUCGACCGGUGUUUUAACCGGCACCCUGAGCAUUCCCUCGCAAUGGUCUUAUCGACUCCCUUUCGCACUGCAGUGGGCGUUUCCGCUCCCUCUGUUCGUUGUCGCAUGGUUCGCACCAGAGUCGCCAUGGUGGUUGAUACGCAAAGGCCGCGUCGAAGAAGCUGAAGCAUCUUUGAAGCGUACCAUCUCCGCCCCAGACGGGCUUAUCGACACCAAGCCGAUCAUUGCUAUGAUCCAAAACACUAUUCAAGUCGAGCGCGAUAUGCAGAUCGGCAGUUCUUACCGCGAGUGUUUCCGUGGGAACAAUUGCCGGCGGUCGGAAAUCUCCAUCGUCAGCUGGGGAUGUCAACUGAUGCCGGGCUGGGCCAUUCAGAACUACAUCACUUACUUCUUCACCCUUGCUGGUCUAUCGUCUGACAACUCGUUCAAGAUCACUCUCGGGACGAUCUCGCUCUCUUUCAUUAGCACCUGCCUGUCGUGGAUCUUUCAAACCCAUAUCGGCCGGCGCACCAUCUACAUCACCGGCCUUGUUGCGAUGCUGCCGUUGAUGCUUGCCGUUGCCUUGCUGGGCGUAGCCCCCCAGUCUUCGGGUGUCCAGUGGGCCCAGUGUGCCCUGCUGAUGAUCUGGUUCUUCUGCUAUGGAUGCACAAUCGGACCAAUUCCAUACGCAAUUGCAGCAGAAAUCGGAGCAAGUAAUCUUCGCAACAAAACGAUCGCGCUUGGCAGAGGGACGUACUAUAUUCUCUCCGUCCUUAACUCAGUGGUGUCACCGUACAUGCUAAAUCCCGCCGAGGGAGACUUAAAAGGUAAGGCCGCUUUUCCAGCUGCUACAUUCACAGUCUUUCUUUUGGCCUAG